AUGGGGAGAAAAAAGCGCAAUAGAGCUCAGUUGAAGCCCUUUUGUUUUUAUUGUGAGCGCGAAUUUGACGACGAGAAAGUUUUGAUUCAACAUCAAAAGGCAAAACAUUUCAAAUGCAGCUCGUGCAACAGAAAGUUAGAUACGGCGACAGGACUGGUCGUCCAUAUGCUCCAAGUUCAUAAGGAGACAAUCAGUCGUGUCCCAAAUUCAAGCAAUGGAAGAGAUAACCCCGAUUUAAUCAUUCAUGGCAUGGAUGGUGUCCCAAUCGAGUUACUGAAUGAGAAGCAGGCAAAAUUAGAUGAAGAACGCGGUGCGGUCAGACACUCAAAAUCCGCGCAUACAACAUUCGGCAUGUCUAUAAUGAGUGGCUUCUUUAAUCAAAUGCAACAGCAAGCACAUCAUGGAAUCCCAGGAAUGAUGGGAGGACCCCUUCCUCCUGGUUUUCAGCCCCCUCCAGCAAUGCUUGGAGGGAUGCAACCACCAGUCCCACCUCAAUUCAUGAUGAAUCAAAUGUCUGGGCAACCUAAUCCAUUCGCAAUGAACCAAUUCAUGGCUCAUAUGCAACAAGGCCCUCAAGCAGCCUUUACAGCCAUGUUUGGUUUACCAGCUCCCAAAGUUGAUCCUGCAAACCCUCAAGCUCCCUCCCAACCACAACUUCCCUCAGUCCCAGCAACGCUGCCGUCAGCCUCGUCAAUCGGUGUGCAUCCUUCGGGAGCUGACUUCUCUACAACAUCUGCCCCUGCUGCUUCUUCUCGGCUUCCCGGUCUCCUUUCUACAGCACUGGCUGCAGCAAGAGGUGGGGGUCGUUUGAUAUUCGACCCCCCGGACGACUCUGUAAGGCAUCCGAUUCACAGUUGA
This is a messenger RNA of Condylostylus longicornis, 858 nucleotides long. Its product is annotated as BUB3-interacting and GLEBS motif-containing protein ZNF207-like. The record is from RefSeq and is a predicted model, not a curated record. Lineage: Eukaryota; Metazoa; Arthropoda; Insecta; Diptera; Dolichopodidae. The coding region runs from base 1 to 858 and encodes 285 amino acids. The transcript is spliced from 3 exons.